Quercus lobata is the source of this 1787-nucleotide messenger RNA. Its product is annotated as non-functional pseudokinase ZED1-like. Gene Ontology annotation, molecular function: protein serine/threonine kinase activity; ATP binding. Lineage: Eukaryota; Viridiplantae; Streptophyta; Magnoliopsida; Fagales; Fagaceae. The record is from RefSeq and is a predicted model, not a curated record. The coding region runs from base 621 to 1721 and encodes 366 amino acids. Gene Ontology annotation, biological process: cell surface receptor signaling pathway; protein phosphorylation. Gene Ontology annotation, cellular component: plasma membrane. The transcript has 2 exons.
AGCAGAUACAGCAAACUCCUCUCUCAUCAGACAUCACCACAUACAUUCAAAACCAAGCCUCCAAGUAUGAAGUAUCUACAUGAGUUUUUGGGUGCACUAAAAGGAGAUCACCCUUUUCUCCUUCAUCAUAUAAUACUCUCAUUUUCCCUUUUCCUUUGAAAUUAACACCCAAGUUUAGAGAGUUGGCUGCAAGUUUUUCCUCUAUUUUUCAGGUUUGUUGUGUCUAGCACAUUGUCAAGACACACCCCUAGGCCCUAGCCUUCCUCAUCAUUCAUGUGGAAGUGAGUUAUGGAUUCUGCUCCCUGAACUAAAUUCGGGUCAACGAGAAAAGCCGUAUUAAGUUCAAAUAAGUGGUGAAUCGGAAAAGAUCCCAAACAAAUAUCAACAUGCCAUUGUCGCCCAAAAAUUGGCUAUUGAUCCUCAAAAGUCAAAAGCAAUCCUCUAGAAAGUCAAGUCUAGCAAAUUGCAGCAGAAAAGUCAACUAGACGAAAUUUCAUUGUAGCUUCGUGGAAACUUAGGUGGGAAUUAAAUUUGGGGCCACAUUCAAGGAGAGAGAUUUUUGUUUUGUUAAAAAUCAACUCUGCCAAAGACACCGAAAAUUUCAACAAAAAAGAGAGAGAAUGAGUUUCAUAUUCAUGGCCAGAAAAAAAAGAAACAUAGAAAGAGAGAGAGCGUUUCUUGAAAAUGGAAGCAUGGUACUGGAGAAGCUAAUUGUCUCUUGUAAUGGCAGACCUACUCCUAUCCGUAGUUUCUCUUGUGAAGAAAUUGAGAGGGCAACAAAUAACUAUGAUCCUUGCCGAAUCUUUCAUAGAGAUUUGUUGUAUGAAUGGUACAAUGGUUCUUUUGAAGGCCGAAUGGUUUCCAUUAAGAAGUACAUAAAAAAAUUCGAGGAAGCUGUCUUCACCGAUAUAGCUAUUUCUGCAAAGAUGAGCCCUCACAAUAAUGUUCUAAGGCUCAUAGGGUGCUGUCUCGAGACUCAAAUUCCCACUUUAGUGUAUGAAUCUGCAGCAAAUGGAUCGCUUGCUUAUCGAUGGGGGGUAUCCAAUUCUAGUCUUAAUGGAGAACAACAACAGCGUGAGCCCAUGGCAUGGCAGAGCAAGUUAAAGAUUGCUAGAGAAAUUGCUCAUGCAAUUGCUUAUCUCCACACUGCGUUCUCAAGACCCAUCAUUCACAGGGACAUUAAACAGGGAAAUAUCUUUUUAGACGAACAUGAUGUUGCCAAACUAACUGAUUUUUCAGAGUCGAUAUCAAUCCCCGAAGGUGAAACUCACAUAGUAGAUAGGCAUGUGAUUGGGUCUCGUGGGUUUGUAUGCCCCCAUUAUGCUACCACGCUCCGUAUAACGGAGAAAAUUGAUGUCUUCAGCUUCGGAUCAUUUCUAUUAGAGCUUACAACUGGACAGAGGAUAUAUCAUCUAGCAAAAACAGCCGAUGAUGAAGGUGUGGAAUUAGAAGAUUACAUAGAAAACGUAACUAUAAAUGAGAUUGUGAAUUUAGCAAUCCAGGCAGGGCAAAGAGGAGCUGUUGUGGAGCAACAAGCACAAGCUGCUGUGAAGCUUGCCCUCCUAUGCAGAGAAAAGGAUCCGGAGAUAAGGCCAAAUAUGGUUGACGUUACAAAAGAACUUAGAAAGAUUGAGAGGGGAAGGAGGAUCUGUUGUGUGGCAACAACUACAAGCUGUAUUACAGCUUGCCCACAUAUGCAGAGAAAAGUAUCCGGAGAUUAGGCCAGAUACGUUUGAUAUUACAAAAGAACUCAGAAAAAAUUGAGAGGUUCAUCCCACUUCCUCCAU